CGGUGGGCGGGGCGAGAGGAGAGUCUGCGCAUGCGCGCGGUGAGUGAGUGAGUCACCUCUCCUGCUGCGGUCUGUCAAAUUCCUGACGUGACGUCAGAUACAGCGAAUCAAUCUACAUUUCAUCUAAAAAUUGAUUGAGGAUGAUAGUUCAGUUCUAGUCGCUCAUGAAUUGCGCGCGCUGGACUUGACGCAGCUGAGAUGCGCGACGCGUUGUUAACGCCCGUCAGACGCUUCCCGUGGGCGACCAAUGUGACCCUGUAUGGGUGUCUGUUCGCAGGGGGAGAUUUUGUCCACCAAUGUUUCUCGCGUAAAGAACACAUCGACUGGAGACACACGCGGAAUGUGGCGGUAGUUGCUUUCAGUUUUCAUGGCAACUUUAAUUUCUUCUGGAUGCGCUUUCUGGAGCGACGCCUCCCCGGGAACGCGCUACGGAUGGUGCUGCGGAAACUGCUGCUGGAUCAGACGCUCGCCGCGCCGCUCGCCAUCAGCGCCUUUUAUACAGGUGUGAGUGUUCUGGAGGGCAGAGAUGAUGUUCUUCAAGACUGGAGAGAGAAAUUCCUCAACACAUACAAAACUGGACUCUUGUACUGGCCGUUUGUGCAGUUCCUGAAUUUCACCUUUAUUACGCCGCUGAUCCGCACGGCGUUCACGGGCUGCUGUGGUUUCGUGUGGGCCGUGUUCCUCUGUUUCUCUCAGCGGACCGGAGACGGAACCGUGACGGCGGCGCUCGACUGGAUUCAUGACGUCAGACACAAACCGUCACAGGACAGCGGGGUUAAAUGACGCGCCGCGGGGUCACAUGUGAUCUGAGAUGGUGGUGAUUCUGUUCCGUGUCUUUUGAACUCGGCAGCUCCUCUGUCUACAUAUAGUUUAAAUAAAGUCCCUGAGAUAAUAUUGAGAUUUGAGCCAUUAUUUUGGUUUAGUCUGUUUCCUCCUGAAUUGUACAACACAUUAUAAUUUCAUGUUUGAUUGUCGUUCAGGUACACUUCCAGCAGAGAUGAAACUUCUAAUACUUUAUAAAAACCACACACUUUUAAUAGCAUUUAUAUAUUUACAGUAUGUUUAAUCACAGUAACAACAUCUUGAUAAUGUUGAUGAAUAUGUGACUUGGUUUCAUGUAAUAUUUAUAUUGUCUGACUGUUCUGCACUAAAAUCAGGCGCUUUAUUUUCAUUGUACAGUUACAAAAUGAGAUUCUUUUUGUGUGUACUCCACCAGGUUUCUGCAUUAAAUCUACAUAUUUAGAAGAGAGAAGUAUUUAUAAAAACUUGUAAAUUAAAGUACAAACAAUAUUAUUAAAAUAAUAGAAAUAACAGAACUCAAGUUUAUCAUAUAUUUUAGCAUUUACGAUAUUCUUAUUGGCUUUUGGGCUGCUGCUCCUUUUAAAUUUAUAAUCCUAAAUACUUAAUCGGGUUUUGGAAAUUGAAAUGUAGUUAUUGGGUACAAUAAAUGUAUGUGUUGAUUUAAUUUAGUUUGGGACAGUGGGGCAUUAAAAUUGUAGUUUGUGUUCUGCAGAUUUCUCUGUGUGUUUCUGUUGAAAUAAGUUUAACGCCAGAAAUCUGAUCAUAUAUAUAUUCAUAUAUAUAUAUAUAUAGAGAUGUGUGUGUGUGUGUGUGUGUGUGUGUGUGUGUGUGUGUGUGUGUGUGUGCAUGUAGUCAGCUUUGCUUACGGUAUAUAUUUGGCCUUUAAUUUUAUCAUUAUUUUAUUUUAAUUUGUAAAUCUGUGCCAAAAAGCCAGUGAAAGUAUUUCUCUGAUAGAUUUUCUCCUGUUUCAUUUACAGUGUCUUGUUUUGCACAAAUGUUUUGAGUGUACACUUAAUCUAAUAGAAUCAAAUUAUUUACCAGGUUGUUAUUUUAUGACAUGGUAUUUGUUGUUUAGUAGAAUGGUGUAAUAGCUUGACAAUACUAAAUUAAUAAUUUACAAAUAUUGUCAGAAAUAUAAUACAGCCUUAAACAGUAUAUUCUGUAUUAAAUGUAAAUUAUUUUUAACAGAUGUUUUAUAAAGCAACUUUAAGACAUUUGGAAUUAAUAAAGAGUUCUGUAGACCGCAUUUUUAUGUGUUUUCAGAUUAAAACUGAUUCAUGAGUGUUUUUCACUUUUUAAUUUAAAUAAUGAAAUGCAUAUAGGAAUUAAUAUUGUUCUUGUUCUUAAGCGGAAAUAAAGACGGAGAAAAAGUG
Molecule: messenger RNA, 2174 nt
Organism: Myxocyprinus asiaticus (Chinese sucker)
Lineage: Eukaryota; Metazoa; Chordata; Actinopteri; Cypriniformes; Catostomidae
Product: mpv17-like protein
Exons: 4
Coding region: 199-783 (194 amino acids)
Cellular component (GO): membrane; cytoplasm
Source: RefSeq, a predicted model, not a curated record